UGCGCUGCGUCAGAGCGCCGGGCCGCGCUAGUCAGUGUGUGGCCGGCUCCGGGUGCGGACGCGCUCCGCCGUAAUGGCCUCAACCGCCGCACACCCGGGCCCCCCUGCCGCUGCUGCAACAGCUGCCGCCCCGCCAGCUCCCACCGCCCCUGGCAUCCUUAUCGGUGACCGGCUCUACUCGGAGGUGUCGCUCACCAUCGAUCACUCGCUCAUCCCCGAGGAGCGCCUCUCUCCCACUCCGUCGAUGCAGGACGGCCUGGACUUGCAGUGUGAGACCGACCUGCGCAUCCUGGGGUGCGAGCUCAUCCAGGCGGCCGGCAUCCUUCUCCGCCUGCCGCAGGUGGCGAUGGCGACGGGGCAGGUGCUGUUUCAUCGGUUCUUCUAUUCCAAGUCCUUCGUCAAGCACAGCUUCGAGAUUGUUGCCAUGGCCUGCAUCAAUCUUGCAUCCAAGAUAGAAGAGGCACCUCGUCGUAUAAGGGACGUGAUCAAUGUGUUCCAUCAUUUACGUCAGUUAAGAGCAAAAAGGACUCCAAGCCCCCUGAUACUUGAUCAGAACUACAUAAACACCAAAAAUCAAGUAAUCAAAGCAGAAAGAAGGGUACUGAAGGAGUUGGGAUUUUGUGUUCAUGUCAAGCAUCCACAUAAGAUCAUUGUUAUGUAUUUACAAGUCUUAGAAUGUGAGCGUAACCAAACCCUGGUACAGACAGCCUGGAAUUACAUGAAUGACAGCCUUCGAACAAAUGUGUUUGUUCGCUUUCAGCCAGAGACUAUAGCAUGUGCUUGUAUUUAUCUUGCUGCUAGAGCUCUGCAGAUUCCACUACCUACCCGUCCUCACUGGUUCUUGCUCUUUGGCACCACGGAAGAGGAGAUUCAGGAGAUAUGCUUAACGACUCUUAAGCUCUAUACCAGAAAGAAGCCCAAUUACGAGUUUCUGGAUAAGGAAGUAGAAAAGAGAAAAAUGGCACUACAGGAAGCUAAACUAAAGGCAAAAGGUUUAAAUCCAGAUGGAACUCCAGCACUCUCAACACUGGGUGGCUUUUCUCCUGCAUCAAAACCAUCUUCCCCGAGAGAAGAAAAAGCUCAAGACAAGAGUCCAGUAUCUCUGAAUACCAAAACCCUUAAAAAAGAUCCAGAAGAGAGGCAGCAAGCUUCAAAGAGCCCUUACAAUGGCUUGAGAAAAGAAAGCAAGAGAAGUAGAAGCAGCAGAAGCGCGAGUCGAUCUCGGUCAAGAACAAAGUCACGGUCUCGAUCUCACACUCCUAGGCGGCACUACAAUAAUAGGCGGAGCCUGUCUGGGACAUACAGCUCAAGAUCGAGAAGCAGGUCCCGCAGUCACAGCGGCAGCCCUCGCCGACACCACAAUCAUGGCUCACCCCACCUGAAGACCACCAAACAUGGCAGGGAGGAGCUGAAGAGUGCAAAUAGACACGGUCACAAAAGGAAAAAGUCGCGCUCGCGUUCACAGAGCAAAUCCAGGGAUCAUUCUGACACUGCCAAGAAGCACCGGCAUGAGCGGGGACACCACAGAGAGCGGCGUGAGAGAUCCCGCUCCUUUGAGAGGUCCCACAAGGGCAAACACCACAGUGGCGGCCGGUCAGGACACAGCAGGCAUAGGCGCUGAGGUUAGCCCUGCACCCUCUCCUAGCUAAGCCUGUAUAUAAUAACAUAGCAGUGGACUCUUAUGUGAGAUCAAAGGAACUGAUCAGCAUUUGAUUAAUUUAAACCCAGUAUCUAAUUUUCUAAAACAUGUAGAAGGCUCUUUUUUUCUUUUUGAGAAAGAAACUUACCAACUUUUGCACAUAAAACCUUAGCAGUAUCGAAUUGGUGGAAAACAAGGAUCAGGUUAAGUUGUAUGUGUUGGAGUUGUGUAUUGUUUAUUGAUACGAGAACUGGAGAAUAGAUCCCUGUAAAAAACACCUUAUUUUUAUACAAGUCAAUUGCAGACACUUAUAUUUAAGUAUAGUUAUUUGUUUAAAUGAUGGUGGAUACUUUCUUACACUGGUUUUAGUCUGCAUGUGUUAAAAAGAUUUUUACAAGAAAUAAAAUAUAAAGCUUUUUUUUGUA
Molecule: messenger RNA, 2064 nt
Organism: Neopsephotus bourkii (Bourke's parrot)
Lineage: Eukaryota; Metazoa; Chordata; Aves; Psittaciformes; Psittacidae
Gene: CCNL1
Product: cyclin L1
Exons: 11
Coding region: 74-1621 (515 amino acids)
Biological process (GO): regulation of transcription by RNA polymerase II
Cellular component (GO): nucleus
Molecular function (GO): cyclin-dependent protein serine/threonine kinase regulator activity
Source: RefSeq, a predicted model, not a curated record